AGCCAAGUGAGCUUCUUCUUCUUCUUCCUUUCGGCUUCGCCAUGAAUAUUCUCCGGUACCGUAAAACUUUGAACAAGAUUUUCUGGAGUUAGAGAUCUCUCGCCUGCUUCUCCGUCAGCUAUGCUCAGCACGGUGGUGCAGUGGUGGUUAACGUUUUUCCGUCUGAGAUUUGGGCGGAGAAAUCGAGAAAGAAAGUGGUGAUCACUCUGAUUAGGCUCUUCGCCGAGAUCGAAGAUUUUGAGAUUUUUUGUUUUUUUUUUAGGUUAAGUUUGCAAUUUUUUUUAACGCGAGAUUAUCGGAGCGAGGGGGAGAGAUGAGCCAAGCGAAACUGACGAGGACUCAAUCGUCGUUGCUCAGAUCAUCUCCGACGAUAAGAUCAUCGAUUCACAGCCUUUCUUCAAUCACAGAAUGUGACUUCGACGAUAUCUCUCACCACCGCGAACAUGAUUUGGAAUCCGGCGAGAAAGAGGAGAAGCAGAGGAGAAGAAAACCGCCUAAAUCAUUCGGGUCAAUUAUUCGAACCGGGUCGACCCGAAUAAAACCGGGUCUCACCUUCACACUCGCUUCCCUCUCCUUCCUCAGCCUCUCGUCUUUCUUAAUAUUCUUCGUCUUCUCUCAAACCGAUGCGAUUCUCACGUCGGAGAAUCUUCUACUUGGUUUGAUCUUCGUCGCCGUCUCUCUGUUCUUCGCAUCGCGAAACAUGGCGGUUAUCAACAAAGCAGUAUUCGCAAUCAAAGAAACCAGGAAAAAGCUAAGAUUCCGAAUCAAACACAAACCGAAACCGGUUCAAUGGUACAUCGGCGACUCGAAUCCGGAAUCGAUCGAAAACCAGAGAGAAGAAGAAGAAGAAGAAAAGAGACUGGUCGUCAAAGAAGGAGUCCAGUUCUUCAGCAAUGGAGAUUUCUACGAAGGGGAAUUUCACAGAGGAAGAUGCAAUGGAAGUGGAGUUUACUACUAUUUCGUUAACGGAAGAUACGAAGGAGACUGGAUUAAUGGAAGAUACGAUGGCUAUGGAAUCGAGUGUUGGUCUAAAGGAAGUAAGUAUAAAGGACAGUACAAGCAAGGACUGAGACAUGGUUAUGGAGUUUACUGGUUUUACACCGGAGAUUCUUACUCCGGCGAAUGGUUCAACGGUCAAAGCCAUGGCUAUGGUGUUCAAACCUGUGCUGAUGGAAGCUCUUAUGUUGGAGAAUUCAAAUUUGGUGUCAAACAUGGACUUGGAUCUUACCAUUUCAGAAAUGGAGAUAAGUACGCAGGAGAGUAUUUUGGAGAUAAGAUCCAUGGAUUCGGUGUUUACCAUUUCGCUAAUGGUCACUAUUACGAAGGAGCUUGGCACGAAGGUCGUAAGCAAGGCUAUGGCACGUAUAGAUUCAGGACCGGUGAUACCAAAUGCGGUGAAUGGGAUGAUGGUAGUCUCGUAAUCCGGCUUCCUCCAGAAACCGGCCCGGUACAUAGAGCGGUUCAGAGUGCUCGAGAUAUGGCGAAAAAAAGUGUAAAUCAGAGACGGGUCGAUGAACAGGUGAUGCGAGCGGUGGUUGCGGCUAACAAGGCUGCGACGGCUGCGAGAGUUGCAGCUGUGAAAGCCGUUCAAAAUCAGAUGGAUGGUAAACUUUGUGAAAAUUGAAAAUGAUUAGUAAAGAUGACAUUAACAAAGAAGUCAAGUUUUUUUUUUUUUCUUUUUGUCUUUUUAUUGUAGCCCUGGUGAGCUUGAAAUUAUAAGAAAGCUUUACCAUGGAGGUUUUUUUGUUUUUCUUUCUUGAACUAAGAAUGUAAAUGUAUAUAGAAGAAGUCAUGUUUUGUUCUU
This is a messenger RNA of Eutrema salsugineum, 1804 nucleotides long. RefSeq lists its product as uncharacterized. The coding region runs from base 314 to 1624 and encodes 436 amino acids. The record is from RefSeq and is a predicted model, not a curated record. NCBI's taxonomy places the organism in Eukaryota, Viridiplantae, Streptophyta, Magnoliopsida, Brassicales, Brassicaceae. The transcript is spliced from 3 exons.